This is a messenger RNA of Oreochromis aureus, 5038 nucleotides long. RefSeq lists its product as uncharacterized. The coding region runs from base 100 to 1863 and encodes 587 amino acids. Lineage: Eukaryota; Metazoa; Chordata; Actinopteri; Cichliformes; Cichlidae. Gene Ontology annotation, cellular component: Golgi apparatus; membrane. The record is from RefSeq and is a predicted model, not a curated record. Gene Ontology annotation, biological process: retrograde transport, endosome to Golgi. The transcript has 21 exons.
GUGUCACGUCACCCGGAAGCAGGAAGUGUUCAGGAGCUUGUUGUGAGUUGUCGUGGAGGCUUUGCUUCUGCUGUUGGUCUCGUCUUCCUGUUGGCCCAAAUGGCGAGCUUCGUGGGUCCGGGUCAGACCGGUCCGGGACUCCGGUGCUGGGCUCUGGUCCUGCUGAUGCUGGCGGAAGCGAACUGGCCGGUGGCGGCCGUGUCGGAACCGGGAAAGUGGGACCUGGACAUCAAUAGCGAUCUCCUGAAGAAGCAGAGUUACUUCUUCUACACUAAAACUCUGUUCAAUAACAGCAUGAUCAGUCUCAAAUUUAAGUCACAUAAUUGCAAUAACUCGUCUCAGCCGAGCCUGGACAUUUCCUGGUAUCUGAGGAGCUCGCGCUGCUACGACGAAGUCUUCAACCUGAACGUAAAGGGGGAUAAACGCUAUUUCACGUCGCUCAGCGUCGAGAGAGAAGGAGGAACUGGGUUCUAUUCUUCACACAAGUAUGAUACAAUCCACUGUGAGCCUAAUAAACUCAAGACUCAGUUGAACCUGAAUGACUUUGAGCCAAUAAAUCAGCUGAAACCACUGCAGAAACCACUGCAGAAGGCACAGUCAAGCACAGAAAACACUUCAGGGAAACGAAAGAGAGAGGCUCCAAAGCCAAAGUCAGUGAAGACGAACGAAACCGACAAAGAUCAAAAACAGGUUGGGAAUCCUGGUUUCGAUGCGGUGGCUCGGAGCUGGGAUGACGGACCCUACAUGUUCAUCCUCAAAAUCGAAGACAAGAACCAGCCGCCUGAUCCCAACAAUCAAUGGAAUCUAAAGCUCCAGAUCAGUAUGAAGGGUCCCCAUGGCUUUAUAUCAGCGUCUGAAUGGCCUCUGAUGAUGUUCUACAUGGUGAUGUGCAUUGUGUACGUGCUGCUCGCCAUGCUGUGGUUGGUUCUGUCCGCGUGUUACUGGAGGGACCUGCUCCGGAUCCAGUUCUGGAUCGGAGGCGUCAUUUUCCUGGGCAUGUUGGAGAAAGCUGUUUACUAUGCAGAGUUCCAGAGCCUCAGAGAUGAAGGCGUGUCAGUCACCGGGGCGGUGGUGUUUGCUGAGGUGCUCUCUGCAGUGAAGAGGACUCUGGCCAGAGUGCUGGUGAUCAUCGCCAGUCUGGGAUACGGCAUCGUCAAGCCGAGACUCGGCGCUCUGCUGCACAGAGUCGUUGGCGUUGGUCUGCUCUACCUGAUCUUCUCCAUCAUCGAGGGAAUCUUAAGAGUCAACGCUGAUCGAGGGGACAACACCAGCAGUAGAUUUUUGUGCGACAUAGUGCUGGCCUUCACUGAUUCCUGUGUUGUCUGGUGGAUCUUUGUGAGCCUGGCUCAGACGAUGAAGCUGCUGCGCCUCAGGAGGAAUGUGGUGAAGCUCUCGCUCUACAGACACUUCACCAACACGCUCAUCUUUGCUGUUAUAGCAUCGGUCAUCUUCAUCAUCUGGACCACGAGGACCUUCAGGAUGUCCAAAUGUCAGUCUGACUGGAGGGAGCUGUGGAUAGAUGACGCUUUCUGGCGUUUCUUGUUCUCCAUCAUCCUAUUGGUCAUUAUGUUUCUAUGGCGACCGUCGGCCAAUAACCAGAGGUACGCCUUCAGUCCUCUGGUGGAUGAAGAGAGCGAUGAAGAGGAGAAGGAGCCCAUGAUGAACGACGCUUUUGAAGGGGUGAAGAUGAGGGGCAUGAAGAAUGAGGCCAACGGCUCGACCAAAGCCAACAAAGUGGAUGAGGACCUGAAGUGGGUUGAGGAGAACAUCCCAUCAUCUAUGGCAGAUGUCGCCCUGCCGCCCCUGCUGGACUCUGACGAGGAAACGAUGACGACGAAGUUUGAGAUGUCCAAGAUGGAGUGAAGCACAAAAGAGGAGUUUUUUUUUAAAAAACCAAGAGACUAUGGCAUCACCGAGAGGUACGCCCACGUGACGAGGAGGAGGGAGAGAUGAAGCGAUGGAUGAAGGAGGGAACCGAUGGGAGCGAGCUCACUGUCGCCGUGUGAUUUCAUCCCUGAACUUAUGAGCUUUGUAAGCCUUGACCUGUACAUACGCUGGGAGCAGAGUCGAGCGGCAGCGACGCUCAGAUCCUUUUAUUUGGUUCUUUUUAUUUCCUGUUUGUACUUAAACGCCUCUCUCUGUAUACUCUGCACACACAAACAGUAUAUUUUGACAGAUUUAACGUUAAAUGUUUUGUGCUUGUUGGAUUUUUCACGUUUACACGCGCAGGUUUUCUGUCUCGUCACUCUGCGUUGUCACUGCAGUGGGUUUUGGGGGCUUUUUUGGUUUGUUUGUUUUUUUAAGAUGAAUGAAAAAUUUGUGUUUUGAUUUCUUCAACCUGCAGAGACUUAAAUUGUGAAUCAUAAAAGUAAAAUGUGAGUAAACAUUGAGUAUUUCUGAUGAGGCUGAAGUUUGUCUUUCAUGCCAGUUUUGUGUUUUCGUGGAGCUUGUCUAAUUCUCAUUAUUAAUUCAUAACUUAACAUCCUUCCUGUGCUGAGACGGCUUGUUUGAGUUUGACACAUUCUGCAGGUUCCGGUUUAGAUACCGUAAAACCUGCGACGAGGCCCCGACGCACAGGGUUUCGUUACUGCACAGAAAUGAGCAGAAAAACAAAACGGCGCAGUCGGUCUUUGGUUUUAGUGAUAAUUUAGGUUUAUUCUUCGAUCAUAAUGCCAAAAGUCAGACUUCGGAGUCUGGCUGGGGGUAAAAUCAUAGACUGUAUAUAAAAGAUGCUUUCCUAAAUGUUGGCGCUUUGGUAGCCAUGUUGUCUGUUUGGAGCCAGCGGGGACUGUAUUUGGAUGAGAGCUGAGGUGCCGCAUUAUUAGCUAACAUGGCUAACACACUCACAUCACAGAUACCUACUAAUUAGUCCUCGACUUUCACUCAGACUUCAUGGUUACUACAGUAACCUCACAGCAGCCAUAUCAUUGGUCAGAUGAUGUCAUUAAAAAGGCUCCAACAGUACAAACAGGGUCCAGAGGUCCAGUUCAGGGACUGGAAUUAGCCGAGGUACCAGGCUGAAGCUGCCUGUGAAAGUUUUUAACUUGUCGAUUUACUUGUUUCGGCUCCUUUUAGUGUUUUCUGUCAGACUGUGAGAAGUUUAAAGCUAGUUCUGCUGGUCCUCUGCCAUAAAAGGUUUCACAGCAGGUGGUUUGAUUUUGCAGAUUUACGCUGGAUUCCCUUCCUGAUGCAACCUCACAGGGGAAUUGUGGCUCUGGCUUGACCCAGCGACCUUUUUCCUGCCAAUUGAAUGUAUGAAUCACAGCCCCGUGGAGCCCCUGUCAGAUUUUUUACAAGUCUAAAAGAACCCGGCAAACACUCAGACACACCAAAGUAGUAAAUUCUCCAAACUCUGGUUGUAUCGACAAAUUUACAGUCAUCUACCUGGAAGGUUGAUAGUCUGCAUGCCAGAGUAUUCCUGUGCAUCUGCUCUCAGAUGCAUCCACGGCAGUGUGAAUGUUAGAAACGGUGCUUGUGUCAGUGAGACACGCUGGAUGAAGCCCUUUGAGUGUGCAGUGUAAGAACCUGUCCAGUCACCAUCACGACUUGUUAGAUCCACUCUUGCCCGAUCAGUGUUUCAGUCUGUUGGUCACUUUGUCGACUUCUCCUCGUCCAAGCACCGACCAAAGAUUCCGGGUCAGAUUACGAUACGGGAAUUUUCCUGCCCCUGAAUCCAAAGUUUCAAGAUUUCUGCAAACUUCAGAUCAUGUUUGUCUUGUGACAUAAAGCUCCAUCAUGCUGGAAGGUGCACAGAUUGUCAGCAGAUUGUUCCUGGAUAGUUGCAGGAAGUCGGUCUCUGAGGAUUCUUUCAGUAUAUUUCAAAUUGAUUUGUUUGCCGGUAAAAUUACCUCUGGUUAGUCUUCACUGCAUAAGAGAAUUUUUUUUUAAAGGCAAAGUGUUUGAAACGAAACUGCCGCUGACUCACUUUUGGAGCCUCGAGUGGACCCUGGAGGAACUGUAGCUUUUGGAGGACUUGGCUAAUGAGUGAUGUCACAAUGGCUGCAUCCAUCUUUUAUAUUCAAUUCAGUUUUAUUUAUACAGCGCCAAAUCACAACAACAGUCACCUCAAGGUGCUUUAUAUUGUAAGGUAGACCCUACAAUAAUACAUAUACAGAUAAACCCAACAAUUGUAUGACCCCCUAUGAGCAAGCACUUUGGCGAGAGUGGGAAGGAAAAACUCCCUUUUAACAGGAAGAAACCCUGGAGGCUUCUUCCAGUCUGUGCUUCAGCCCCGGGAAAAUGUCUCAUAUUCAAACUUUGCACCAUCUUUUUAUCUGUCUGUUCGGCCGCCUGCAGUGUCUUCUCUCUCAGGCACACACACUCCUGACACAGCCCUGUGUGUGUGUGUGUGUGUGUGUGUGUUUCAGUUAAAGUGUUGACGCUGACUUGUCUGGAUGGACUAAAUGCUCCAUGAAUCGCCCGGAUCAGCUGCAGGACAACUCUCCCUGUGUGCUGCCUGCUCCCAUCAGCCUGCAGCGCUCGCUCGCUUUCACAGAAAUCAGCUCCACUUUCGGCUUUUUCUCAGUGAGGUUUGAGGCUGGACUUUUAUUUUGGAGGGCUGCUGUUCCCGAGUCAUAUUCAGUGUUUUGUGUUUUCUUACAUAAUGCAGCUGCUCUCAUAAAGUGGACCUACAGCAAAUCCCGAGCAGAUAAGACGGGUCUGACAGCGAGCAUUGUCUCAUUUUAAAUCCAGCGAGCAGCAGCUGUUACAGAUGAAAAGUGCGUCACAUAAAUAAAAUCCAUGUAAUGCAGGCUUUGAGCAUUACACUGGAGUAUGUGGCGCAGCGUUCGCGCAGCAGAGUGUGAUUACGUUAAAUUUAGAUGAAAAGUAAAAACCAAACAUCUGUUCCUGCUGAACUGUGGACGCAGGAGUCGCUCAGAGUCGUCUGCGGCGAUUACCGUUUGUCUCUUUGAAAAGUGUGUUUUUAUAUCAGCUGUGAUGUUGGGGAGAAACUUUGUUUUCCACUUCAGCCUGUAAAAUAAUUUUGCUGUUUGCUUUGUAAAAAAAUCUGAAGUUGUUAAUAAAAAGUAAGUUAUGA